Molecule: messenger RNA, 960 nt
Organism: Exophiala bonariae
Lineage: Eukaryota; Fungi; Ascomycota; Eurotiomycetes; Chaetothyriales; Herpotrichiellaceae
Exons: 1
Coding region: 1-960 (319 amino acids)
Cellular component (GO): mitochondrion
Molecular function (GO): thiosulfate-cyanide sulfurtransferase activity
Source: RefSeq, a predicted model, not a curated record
AUGACGAUAAUCAUUGCAUCGUCGCCAAUAUGGCGUGCUACUUUUUCACGGCCCGCCAGCAAACUCUCCAUUCUUCAACGAUGCAAAUUCUCCUCCUAUCUUGUUACGCCUCAAGAGCUCCAUCAAGCUCUCAGCAAGAAUGCUCCCAGUACCAUUUCGACCGCCCCGAAAACCAUUCCUAUAUGUGCUGCAUGGUUCAUGCCUAAUGAUCCGGAAAAGAGAACUGGUCUCGAGACGUUCAAGAAGAAGCGCAUCCCCUCAGCACGAUUCUUUGACAUAGAUGAAAUCAAAGACGCCGAGUCGGACUAUCCACAUAUGCUGCCCACUUGCGAAGCAUUUGCAGACGCCAUGUCACGAAUGGGAAUCAAGAGAGAUGAUGAGCUGGUUGUCUACGACACAGAAGAGUUGGGUAUCUUUUCGGCUCCAAGAGUAGCGUGGACCAUGCGUGUUUAUGGCCACCCCAAAGUUCAUCUGUUGAACAACUUCCGGAUAUGGGUCAAAGAAGGUCUGCCAGUGGAGACAGGUCCUCCGGAAGUGCCAAACAUCACCAAAUACCCUACUCCCAGCUACAACACAGAUAUGGUGGUGAAAUAUGCCGAGAUGAAGACAAUUGGUUACGAUCACGGUAAAGAAGGUGCUGAGGAUUUUCACAUACUUGAUGCACGUUCUAAAGGUAGAUUCGACGGGACUGAUCCUGAACCACGACCCGGCUUAAGUUCUGGACAUAUGCCUGGUGCGACCAGUGUUCCAUUUCAGGAACUUCUCGACCCCGAGACAAAAGCUCUGCUUCCUGCUGAAGAAUUGCGAAAGGUGUUCGAAUCAAAGAAUCUUGACCCCAAGAAACCAAUCAUUACAACUUGUGGUACAGGUGUCACAGCGGCGGUCAUCGAGGCUGCUUUAAGGGAGGCGGAUUUUGGAUCGGAGAAUGAUCGCAGAGUCUAUGAUGGUAGCUGGACGUAA